Molecule: messenger RNA, 1544 nt
Organism: Macroventuria anomochaeta
Lineage: Eukaryota; Fungi; Ascomycota; Dothideomycetes; Pleosporales; Didymellaceae
Exons: 3
Coding region: 357-1340 (327 amino acids)
Source: RefSeq, a predicted model, not a curated record
CAACGACACUCAUUGUUGGCUCGAACAGCAACUCAUCACUAUUGCUAGCAGUACGAAUAAAUACCAACUGUGAAAAAAGACACCCUCAGCAAGUGAGGACAGGCCAUACCUGUCGAGUGACACAGCCUUGUUUGCUCCGGCUAUCCGCGUGCACCGACACCGCUCGAACAGUCCCCAGCCACGUCCAAGGAUCUCAAACAUUCUCUCAUUGUCCUCAUUGUCUCACACAUUCGCUUCACCGUGAUCUCAAGUUCAAUAAAUACGGUCGUUCCACUUUCACUUCACCUUCCCUGUGCUACCGAUUCAACUCCUCGGCACUUUUCAACUAUUGCAACAAUUUCUACUACAUCAUCAUCAUGGAGUCUUCCGAGGGUCAGCUUGCGCUCAUCAGAGUGUGGGCUAACGGUACGGACUUCGAGAUCGACAACAGCAAAUCACCAAAAGCCAACUUCGCAGGUCUAGCGAAGGCGCAAGGAUGGGUUGGAGGUGACGCGAACUGGCGGCUGCACUGGGAGGCGUGUUUCAAGGAACCUUAUCUGUUCGGUUGCCGUAAAGGCUGCGAAACACCUGCCAAACCCGUCGCUACGCUGGGUUUAAUGGAACGCUCGCGCCGCCGACUCUCCAGCAGCUCAGACAACUCUGCUGAAUCUGCCGAGUCAGAUUUUUCCUUCAUCUCAGCAGCGCCUAGCAUUCAGUCUCUAGACACUAAUGGCUCAAUCAUCGGAGGCAUCGUCCUUGGGCUUGAGUCUGUGUCACUUGAGAACACCGAGAAUGCGCCGCCCACGGCUUCCACUACCGAGACCCAGCAUUCCAGGACUCCAACCACGUUGGCCCUUUCCGCAGAAGACACCACAGCAGCAGUACAGUCUGGCGCCACAGACGAUGACCAGUCCCCUCCCAAGGCCAGCCCCUUCUGGUAUCAAUAUCCCGGCUUCGAACCGGAUCCACGUGCGCCCUUCAAACAUGAGCUUGGCCGCAUGUGUAAGCAUGUAGGUGCAAAGACCAAGAAGGAGAAGAAGGAUCUACAGACCAAAGCGCUCACCGCGGAGAUCAAGUACCACUAUGGCGCCCACAUGAGCAGGCUAGACCGCUGGCAGGAGCUGUGCGAGGAAGUUGGCAUCGAGAAAAUUCCUACUUCCAUCACUCAGUGUCAGAAGGUUCUGAAACCCGUCUUCGUCAACCUCUUCAACCUUGUUGAUCAUCGCCGUAACCCAGACCUCAAGGUACUGCGUUUCCAGUCGUACGGGGAGUUCAACAAUUUCACUCGCAAGGGCCAUGAGUUCCCACGGAACUGCGCAAAGCAGGAAGGGUUCAUCAAGGUUCUAUUGAAGAAGAUGUAGGGCAUUCUAUGUUAGACAUGCUUUCUGGGACCGAGGAGGAAUCUGUUGAUCUGGGCCGUAGCCUGGAUCUACCUGACGAACAUGAUGAUCGGGCGUCAUGGGAUUGGAUUUUUUACAUAACGACGGAGUUCAGGGUGCGAGGUGUAGGGUCGUGGUUAGAACCACACGACAACCCUGUAGGCAUCCAAACAAUGAAUGUUUUUG